This is a messenger RNA of Lolium rigidum, 2187 nucleotides long. RefSeq names its product serine/threonine-protein kinase BLUS1-like. Gene Ontology annotation, biological process: protein phosphorylation. The record is from RefSeq and is a predicted model, not a curated record. The transcript is spliced from 15 exons. The coding region runs from base 230 to 1819 and encodes 529 amino acids. Lineage: Eukaryota; Viridiplantae; Streptophyta; Magnoliopsida; Poales; Poaceae. Gene Ontology annotation, molecular function: protein kinase activity; ATP binding; protein serine/threonine kinase activator activity.
UCCACAGGCCAACCAUACCAUAGCCUCCUUCCUUUUCUCCCUCACGAGAAAGCGCAUCGAUCACAGACACAGAGAGAAGAUUCGUCUGUGAUUUCCUUUAACCAUGGAUCGUCGACCGACCCCGUCUGAUCCACGAGACGUCAGGGAGCCAAAUUAGCUGAUCUAGGUAGGGUUCGUCGAUCGAAUUCCGUAUCGUGGUUUUCGCCUGAUCGAUCGAGCUAGCGGCGCGAUGGGGUCGAGGGAGAAGUCGAAGCAGCGGGGAGGAGGAGGGGGGUGCUCGCCGAGGUCGAGGAAGGGGGAGUUCCCCAUCCACGCGGAGGACUACGAGCUGCUCGAGCCCGUCGGCGACGGCGCCACGGCCGUCGUGCGCCGCGCGCGAUGCCUCCCGCUCGGCGGCGAGGUCGUCGCCAUCAAGAUCAUGAACAUGACGCUCCGGUCAGAGGCCGACGUGAACAAUGCCACGGAGGAGGUCAAGACCAUGAUCUUGACGGAUCACCCCAACCUCCUCGGCGCCUACUGCACGUUCUUGGUAGACGCCAACCUCUGGAUCGUCAUGCCCUACAUGGCCGGGGGAUCCUGCUUCCACCUCCUCAAAUCCUCCUUCCCCAAAGGGUUCGAGGAGGAGAGGUUCAUAGCCUUCGUGCUCCGCGAGACCUUGAGAGGCUUGGAGUACCUGCACGCCAAAGGCCACAUACACCGGGAUGUCAAGGCCGGAAACAUACUGCUUGAUCAGUACAAAGGAGUGAAGCUUGGAGAUUUUGGAAUCAGUGCUAGUGUUUACGACUCCAUGAUCAACAGGAACGGCAAAAGGCACACGCUUGUCGGAACGCCUUGCUGGAUGGCACCCGAAGUGAUGGAGCAAAAGGAAUACGAUUUCAAGGCAGAUAUUUGGUCUUUCGGAAUUACUGCACUAGAACUUGCUAAUGGCCAUGCUCCUUUUUCUAGUCAACCUCCAGCAAAGGUGUUUCUCAUGACGUUGCAGCAUGCUCCUCCUUCGCUUCAUAACACCAAGGAUAAGAAGUUUUCAAACGCUUUUAAGCGAAUGAUUGGUGCAUGUUUAAUAAAAGAUCCAUCCAAGAGGCCAACUGCCCAAAUGUUACUAGAACUUCCUUUUUUCAAAAAAGUCAAGUCCGAGGAUAAUUAUGUAAAAUGCAUGCUAAAUAAAGUGCCAUCUUUGGUUGCUCGGAUGCAAACUAUAAAGGAAAAUGAAGCAAAGUUGCAAGCAGAGAAGAAGCAGAAUGAUAAACUCAAAGAGAAGACAUCAAAUGACGAGUAUUGGAGAGGUGUUAGUCACUGGGACUUUGAUAUCGAAGACUUAAAAGCACAGGCUAAAUUGUACUCAGAAGAAAAUGACAGUGACGAAGAGGAGUACCUGCGUUUUCUAUUCGAACUUGAUACCGUGGACGAAACUGUUCCGCUCCAAGAUGUUCAUCCACAGAAUCAUUCAAAUGGUGACGAGAAGAUUGUAGGUAAUGAAAUGGCAGAAAAUUCAACCUCAACAGCUCCAAUCCCGAUACCUGAAAGUGCGAAACAACUUGAGAAUGGUGCCUCUAACGGCCUUGUGCGCCAUGAGUCAUUUGAAAAGCAGUCAAAAGUUCCCGCAAGACAACUUCUAAGAGCAGUUUCUAACGCUACGGGUGUUGAUGAAUAUCUCGGAAAAUCUGCCAUUCAAAAGGGUCGUUUUAAAGUAACAACAGAAGAAAUGCAUGAAGCAUCUACACCAGCAGUGAAAGAUUUACUCCAGCAAAUUGCUAAUUUAGAGAGGCAGCUCCAUCUUAGCCAAGAGGAGAUUGCCAGACUUAAAGAAAAGGGUAAUUAGAUCAAUCAACCGAAGUGCUUGCAUUUGAACUUUACUAUGCCUCCUUAUCUUGUCGGCUGGAGGCAAAAGAAGCAGUGGCACCUGUUCACAACAAUAUCAACAUAGCAUUGUAGAAGCGUAACGUUAUAGUAGCUAGGGAAGAGUUGUAGCUUGUGUAGAUCUUACUAUGAUAAGAACGUAGCAAGUUUACCUGAGCAUGUUCUUGAAGCAUUUGUCAGUUCAUUAGAGAUUCCUAGUUCAGCCUGCCUCUUCUCCAGAUGUAGCUUCAUUUUUAUUUCAGAUAUAUAUGUCAUUUUUACGAGCGGUUCACUGCCGCCGUUGAUGGUGUAUGAUGUAUUCACAGUGGAGAAUAGAUACUUAGAUCUUUA